Saccostrea echinata is the source of this 797-nucleotide messenger RNA. RefSeq lists its product as uncharacterized. Bases 3 to 797 code for a protein of 264 amino acids. The transcript is spliced from 2 exons. The record is from RefSeq and is a predicted model, not a curated record. NCBI's taxonomy places the organism in Eukaryota, Metazoa, Mollusca, Bivalvia, Ostreida, Ostreidae.
AAAUGUCCGGAAGUGACGCCAUACCAGUGUCCUUCUUAGAGGAUAUUUGCUACAGAUUUACAAACUCAAUAUGCCGUAUCUCAAUAGUGGACGGUUAUAGCGAAGUUCAAGUCACGGGAUUUCUCGUUGGACAAAAUCUGGUGAUGAGCGUGUAUCACGUGUUUCAUGGAAUAAUAGAAUCUAACACAAAGCGCGCAAAUAUAUUUGCAAUAUUUGGAUUCAAAGGCAAGUCAUUGACAGUGGGUCAGAAGCAGUACUACUUUUACAACACUCCAGCCUAUAUUAACCCUGAGUUAGAUGUCAUCAUUUUCCAGCUCAAACCGGAUAUUGGGUUACCGACUGGAUGUAUCUUAACGAAAGAGAGGUUGUCUUUUCACGAAAGAAUCACAUUUGUUGGCCAUCCUUACGGUGAACCACAGAAAAUCUCCGUUGAAUGUCCAAUUUUGACACCGGAACACCCGAUUGUUCUAGAAUCCAAUGAUUACUUCCGCCGACAGUACGGUCCUGGGGGAUUUCAAGGUAUCAACGACCCUCACUCAGUAUUAGUUCAAUCAAGGAUAGGAGGGGGAGCUGCUGGAUCACCUGGCAUUGUGCAACGCGGAAAUGCGUCACUUGCCUGCAUGCUGACUACGGCGUACCCAACAUUCCGUGCCCAACUUCCGCCUCGGGAUUUAAAUUAUUCAUUUGAAAAAGCUGUUACAAUGGAGUCGCUGUACAGCCGUUUAAAAACAGACAAUCCUCGAUUAUGCUUCUCUAUUUUCUUACUGCAAACCAUAUGCCAGGGUGAUACAAUAUAA